Molecule: messenger RNA, 1410 nt
Organism: Gracilinanus agilis (Agile Gracile Mouse Opossum)
Lineage: Eukaryota; Metazoa; Chordata; Mammalia; Didelphimorphia; Didelphidae
Gene: TRIM15
Product: tripartite motif containing 15
Exons: 7
Coding region: 1-1410 (469 amino acids)
Molecular function (GO): zinc ion binding; protein binding
Source: RefSeq, a predicted model, not a curated record
AUGCCGUCCACUCCCUCCCUGCAGAUAGUCCAUGAGGAGGUAGACUGCCCCAUUUGUAUUGGCAUCCCCAAGGACCCAGUGAGUGCCCCCUGUGGACAUAUCUUCUGCAGAUCCUGCCUCACCUCACCCUUACCGAUGGGAGACUAUCCCUCCAAGCUGUGUCCAAUCUGCAAGGAUAAGAGACAGCCAGAGGUCCACCAGCCCUGGGGCUGGGCCACUGAGAACCUUAAGUUCCUGGGCCCAAUAGGAGAGACUCACUGUGAUGAGCAUGGUGAGAAAAUUUACUUCUUCUGUGAGAAAGACGGGGAAUUCCUUUGCGUGCUCUGUCGGGAGGGUUCCAAUCACCAAGCUCAUGCUGUGGUACUCCUGGAUGAAGCCAUUCGACCCUACAGGGAACGACUCCGGAGUAGGUUAGAGGACCUGUGUUUAGAGAAAAAAGAAAUGGAAGAUAUGAAAUAUGGAGAAGACCAGAAGCUCCAGGUGCUCUUGACCCAGAUUGAAUCUAAGAAGCAGCACGUGGAAGAGGUAUUUAAACAGUUACAGAAAGUGCUUCAGGUGCAGCAGCACCUUCUCCUGGAUCAGCUGGGGGAGCUAGAAAAGGAGAUCAGGAAGGAGAGAACUCAUUACAUUGCCAAGAUCUCUGAAGAGAUUGCUCGGCUAGGGGCUCACAUCAAGGAAUUAGAAGGGAAGUGCCAACAACCAGCAAAUGAGCUCCUAAAGGACGUCAGAAUGACUCUAAACAGGUAUGAAAAGGGGACAUUUAUCAAUCCAGAACCUAUUUCUUCUGGCCUGGUAAGAAGAAUUCGUGAUCUCCACCAAAAAAUAUGUGUUCUCCCAGAGAUGAUGGGGAAGUUCUCAGAAAACUUGCUGCUUCAUCUGGAGACUAAUACAGGAGGCAUCACUCUGGAUCCCCAGACUGCCAACGGUAGCCUGAUCAUCUCCGAGGACAGAAAGUCAAUGAGAUACACCAGGAAGAAGCAAAACCUGCCUGAGAAUCCCCAGCGUUUUGAUGGGUUCCCUGCCGUACUGGGUUCCCAAGGAUUCACUUCAGGAAGCCAUUCCUGGGAAAUGGAGGUGGUUCUGGGCGACGGGGGUGGUUAUACUGUGGGUGUGGCCCAAGAAGACAUGGAGAGGAAAGGGGAAAUGGGUCUGAGCACUGAGGAGGGAGUCUGGGCUGUGAUUUUCUCCUAUCAGCAGUGCUGGGCCAGCACCACCCCAGGCACUGAUCUACUGCUGAGUGAAAUUCCCCAAAGGGUUCGGGUAACUCUAGACUAUAAUGGGGGGCAUGUGACCCUUUCCAAUGCUGAAACUCAGACCACAAUCUUUACAUUUCCUGCCUCUUUCUCCGGCAAAAUCUUUCCUUUCUUUGCUAUUUGGAAAAAGGGCUCCCGACUCACUCUGAAACCCUGA